Molecule: messenger RNA, 432 nt
Organism: Diaporthe batatas
Lineage: Eukaryota; Fungi; Ascomycota; Sordariomycetes; Diaporthales; Diaporthaceae
Exons: 2
Coding region: 1-432 (143 amino acids)
Source: RefSeq, a predicted model, not a curated record
AUGUUCUCUCUUUUCUUCUCUCCCGGUAUCUUCGACUGUGUGAGGGACUUCGGGGCAGCCAAGCGUUUCUACAGCGCCACGCUUCCCCUCAUCGGCCUAGAUCUCGUCUACGACAGCACUGCUACCAUGCACGAUCCUCCCUCUGGCGACGAUGGCCCCAGAACGCUAGGCUUUGGACCCAACGCGGACAAAGAGCUGCUCAACAUCUUCGAGUACGGCGCGCACGCAUCAGCCCCGGGGCCCGGCAGCCACAUUGCUUUCAACACGGACAGCCGGGCCAGCGUGGACCAGUUCUAUGAGGCGGCAAUCGCGAACGGCGGGCAAAGCAAUGGCGCACCGGGCGUGCGGCCGCACUAUGGGAGGAACUAUUAUGCUGCGUUUGUAAUUGAUCCUGAUGGAUGGAGGUUGGAGGUUGUUUGUCGAGAUACCUGA